UGCUUCAUUGAGCACAGCAGCUGAGCUCGCCGUAUCCAUUGAGUCGAUCGCGAUCGCUGUGGCCCGCUCAGUGCCGACAGUAAACACGGAACGCGUCACACGCGCCCACCGCUGUGUACGCGUUUGCCUCUAUUUUCUUUUUCACGCGGGCUUUUGGCGGGAAGUUUGACAGUUUACUUUUUAUAAAAAACAUAAAGACUUUUUUAUGGAAAUAUUGUAAUAAAAAUAUAUUUGACUGGUGAAAUGAGUGUUUAGAUUGUGAUCAAAUCGACUUGCAAAACAAAACACUGUGAACUGCCGAGAUGACGUCUGUGUACAAUGAGGGCAAGUCGGUGAUUCGACCAAUAGCGUUUAAGCCUCUAGGCGGGAGGCUCUCAGCUGGCGGUGAACGGUAUGGUUCAACUCCGGUGUUGGCUAGCAGGCCACCUUCACACAUGACGCUCUAUGGCAGUUCAUCAGACGUCCGCGAGGCGCGCUGGUGCGGGUCCCCGCAGCCCGCGUCGCUAUCCGCUUUGCCGCCCGCUAACCUCUCCGCUCCGCUUCACCAACGACAUCACUCCGCUAUCGUAACUAAAUCGAAUUCGGUGGUGAGCGGGGGAGACAACAAGGAACCUGCGCCGGCGCCGUCUCCCGCCGACUCCGGAGUAUCUGAACUGGAGCGUGAUCAACAUGAUUACAGCACGACAGAUCGUCUCCGAAGUCACGAAGUGCGACUGCGAGCGCCUCGCGGGCUGAUGCUGCAAAACUAUGGGUCUCGCUCGCACGAAAGGGACGCCGAACUGGCGCGAGUGAGACGGGACAGGGCUCUUUUACGGCAACGACUGGAGGACACGGAGUGGAGUCUGUGCCAGCGAGCAGGGGAAAUAUCACUGCUCAAAACACAGCUCAAGGAUGCACAGAAUGAACAAACAGCCAAAGGGCACGAGUACCUCACACUGAAAGCAGACUGCCGCCAACUAAGAGAAGCUUUGGACAAGAAAGAGAAAGAAAUAAUGAGGCUCCGAGCGGAAUCAGAAGAAAAAGAGAAGACUGCAAACCGACUACAGAUACAAGUAGACAAACUGACCAACGAUUUAACAGAGAGCGUCUCCGACUUAACAAAGACUAAAGAAACAAGCAAAAACGAGAUAGAACGACUGAAAACAGAAUUAAAAGAACUAAGACAAGAACUAUCGGAUGUAUCCCUCAGCGGUUACGAAGGCAUCGAAUGCGGGAGAACAAUGAGAGGUAUAUACGAUGUGUGUAAAAGUAAUGAGUAUCAUUGGAAUUCCAAUGAUAGUGCAUUGGAAGAUGCUGAAGUACAAAGACUCAAUGGUGAGUUACCCGAUUCGUGUGGGGAACCGUGUCCAGCCAGUCAGAUGGUGGAACGGCUCAAAUGCGAAUUGGAAGCUAAAGAAGCUCAGUUUAAUAUCGAAAGAAGGAAAUGGUCUGAAGAGAAGGACAAAGUGUUGAGAUAUCAGAAACAGUUACAACUGAACUAUGUACAAAUGUUCAAAAGAACGCGCACCUUAGAAGCGGAACUAGACGGUCUCAGACUCGAGUUGGAUAUGUGCAACAAGAAUAUGAAAAACAUAAACAAACACGGAAAGGCAAUAGAAUUGUAAACACUACCAAAUUAGAUAGAUUUAAUAUUUAUAAAGGCUAUUUUGUUUAGUAAACGACAUUGUAAAUAUUUUCUAGGUUAAUACGCCGUAUGGUUUUCUUGCCCGAUGAUGUUAUAUAAGAGUUUCCGAACUUAUUACUAAGUUUCAAGGAAUAAUACUCGAGUGACCCUAGCGACAAUUCAAGAUAUAUUAUUGUACAUUUGAUUAGAUUAAGAGCGUAGGACACUUUUAAAUACGGUUUACACAUUAAGUAUUAAAAUUUAAGUUAUUCUAGAUAUAAAUAAAAGUAUUUUGAAAUAUUUCUACUG
Messenger RNA from Diatraea saccharalis (sugarcane borer), 1912 nucleotides. The record is from the annotation of a GenBank genome assembly. NCBI's taxonomy places the organism in Eukaryota, Metazoa, Arthropoda, Insecta, Lepidoptera, Crambidae.